CUGGUCCGCCGCAAUUCAGCCUACUCCAAAAUGUUGGACGUCAACAACAUGGUGACAUCAUCGCUUUUUUUUGGAAACAAUCAUAUUGAGACGAAGAAGCUGAAAAGAUGAGCAAAAAUGUUGACGGGCAGCAUUACACAGCUGGGACAGAAAUGCAUCAACAUGUUUAUGCCGACGUCGCUAAACAUGUUGACGGACGUCAAGCGUCAACACAACCCGUUGGAUCCCUCAGUAGCUAAUUAGCAAUUCGUCACUAAAGCCCAGACGACAACCUCGCGGGACCGCUGGCUGGCCGCCACCUAUGAGGCAACAUGUGACAAACCUUGACCUCAGUCGUGGCACUGACGCGUUUUGGGCGCAUUCUCUGACCGAUGUUGUUACAUGCACAUUAGAAUACACACAAGGACAGAAGAGGAUGGUUCUCGGAUGCACUUUAGGCCACAGAGACGCACACAAGGACCAACGAUGGAGCCAAUAAACAAGUCCAUGUUCAGCAUGUGUUGAUGACAUAACGAUGGCAACCUUAAGGCACUGUUGGACUCUUGUUGCUUUGAUCUUCCCUGGCGUCCAAUUGGAUUAAGCUCCUCCCCCUGGGGGGCUCAUUAUCCAUCAAGUCAAGGACGAUAUGACAAGAUCAACACUGGACAGAGACGAGGAAAACAAAUCAUUAAGCUAAGUCACCAGGGAUGGAUGGACAGAUGGACGGACGUGUCCUCUUGCUGAAGUCGAAUUCCAAUGGGAAAAUGAGAAUCAUGGUCCAGUUUAAGGUUGGAAAUAUUUUUCCAAACUAGGCGAGGACAGACACCAAAACACAGCUUGUGCACACUCGACAACCUUUAUUGAAAAACAAAAAUGCAAGCACUAAAAGAUGCAGCAGUGGCACCAGUCAGGAUGCAACACGAAGAAGUCAAACGGUGUCCUCAAAGGGUCCGUGCUGGUGAUGGCAAGACUGACUGGUUCAAGUCCAUGGAAAAAAGGUGACCAACUGACACAACAAAUCAAAGCCACCGUGUGACGCGAUCCUGUACUACAAAAACGGAACCCCUCGAACCAGUUCAGGAUAGGCGCUGUUGAAAAUUGAUGAAUCUACUGUAUGUGAAUAAGUGCUAUUAUCUAGUGGCGGAACAUGGACUUGCAAUCUAUCUGUAAUUGAGUACUAAUUCAAACACUUUUUUUCUCUGAAAUUAUUUUUAAUAAUCAAAUAAUUGUUAAUAUUUAAGAACAAUACUUCUUAUGUUGGUUUACAAGUAAAAGCAGUUACGUAACUUCUGAUUUUACGAAACCAAAAGUGGCCAAAUAAAUACACAAACCGCUUAAUAGCAUAAAUGUCUCAAGUGAUUUUCAUUGUACAUAUUUUAAUAAUCAUAAUACAUUAUCACAACUAUUAUAAAAUCUUGAAACUGCAAGGAAGCAGUAACCUGGGUCGAUCAGAAUCAAUGGAUGUCAAGCGGUCUAACAAUAUUCCAGUUCUGUUCUCGACAUUGAUGAACAUAGAUACAAUUCUAAUGUCGAAAACAACUAUUUUCUGACAGGGAGGUUACAUUUAAAGAAUUGGUUACUUAAAUGUCUAAAAUCACAGUUGGUGAGGAUUUCAAAAUGAAUCUCAAUCCUGCUGUUGUUCAAUGGCCAUCUGAUGUUCGCAAUAACAAUCAUGUUGCAAACUUUUUCUGGAGAGACGCUGUCGCCGUUGCCAGGGAUGGAGAACAGACACGUGGAUUUUGAUUGGAUAACAGCCGUGUUUAACAUCGGAUUGGCUGAAAUUAAAGUGCUUAAAAUAUAUAUUGCACCACUGCUUAACGUUUUAUUUGAAAAAUAAAUAUGUAACAUGAAAAAUAUAUCUGCAGUCAAUGUGUUCAGUUUUAAAAUCGUGUGAGGUCACAGUCGUUGAUGGGAAAAUGCCCACCUAUCAGAAAAGGAAUAGCCAUCUGUUGCUGGGCAGAUUAUGUUAAUAUAUGCAAUACGACCAUCGCUGCAGCUACCAUUCUGGGGUAAGAACAGCUUGUCUUUUUUCCAUAAAACGUCUUAAAAAGAGGGAUUUCCAACACCGAGAAGCGCCGAUCGAAUCGCAAGUAGCCUUUAGGAUACCAUUAGUAAAUGUUCGUUUGUUUUCGGGAGCGAAAGCGCCGUUUAAGAAGAUGAUUUUUGUCGCUAGUCGGCUCUUCGUCCAUGUCCUCGGACGCUGGUAGUCCCACCCAAAAUGGAGCCAGUCUUCCUUGUUCUGCACUCGCCUUGAAGGGCUGGGCUCGACAAACUAGCAUGGGGGGCGGCAUACUGCGGUGACGGCCGACCACCAGGAGGCCGGAUAGCCGUGUUGCCAUGGAAACAAAGCCAGAGCCUGCCACAGCGUGGACUGAGUCCACGAACACGGAUUCAACUGAGGCCACACAGGUUCAUUUCGAAGGUGGCGCAGUGGCCCAGAUAGUGUACAGCGGAGAUGGUGGGGAUCAGGCAGAGCGCGGACAGCAGCAGCAGGUGGUCUACACGGCCAACGGCAGCUCGUACACCUCGGUGGAGUCGGCCGAACACACGCUGGUCUACAUUCACCCUGCGGAUGGAACCCAGGCCGUGUUUGCAGAUCAACCUCAAGUUGCAUACAUCCAGCAAGAUGGCACGACUCAGCAGGUGGCAGUGUUGCUGCCAAGUGGCCAGAACAUGAACGCUGCCAGUCUACACGUCCUCAGCAAUGUGGCCGAUGCACCGCAGGCCACCCUGGAACCGGCCUCCCAGGAGCAGCUGUCAGUAUCCAACUCUCUAGCCUCUCUGGCCGACAUGGCCGACGCCCCAUCCAGCCCACUCGGGGCCAUGGACACCACGGACGAGUCUGACGAAGACAACGACGAUGAGGAUUCGGACAUAGACGACUGGGAGCCCCGUCAGCGCUUCAACCCUCACCACCUCUGGUGUGAGGAGUGCAACAACACAAACCCCUCGGAGUGUCUGAACCACGGGCCCCUUCACCCUAUCCCCAACCGCCCAGUGAUGUCCCGGGCCCGCGCCAGUCUCCCUCUGGUCCUCUACAUCGACCGCUUCCUAGGCGGGGUCUUCUCCAAGAGGCGCAUCCCCAAGCGCACCCAGUUCGGCCCCGUGGAUGGCCCCCUGGUACCCCAGAGCGAGCUGCAGGACAACUACAUUCACCUGAAACUUUGCGUGCUGGACACCCAGAAAGACAGCGCGAAAUCUGAGGACACGUGGCUGGACCUGUCUGACGAGGACAACUGCAACUGGAUGAUGUUCGUGCGGCCCGCCCAGAACCACCUGGAGCAGAACCUGGUGGCGUACCAAUAUGGCGCCGAGAUCUUCUACACCACCAUCAAGAACAUCGAGCCCAAGCAGGAGCUCAAGGUGUGGUAUGCAGCCUCGUACGCAGAGUUUGUCAAUCAGAAGCUUCACAGUGUGACAGAAGAAGAGAGAAAAGUUCUGCGGGAGCAAGAGAAGAACUGGCCGUGCUACGAGUGCAGCCGCCGCUUCGUGAGCUCAGAACAACUCCAGCAGCAUCUCAACCUGCACGACAACAUGAUCUACUCUGUUAGCAGGUCCAGAGGGCGUGGCCGAGCCAGAGGCAGGAAGCGAUUCGGGACAGGGAGGAGGCCGGGUCGGCCGCCAAAAUUCAUACGUUUAGAUACGCCAGUUGAAGAUGAAACGGAAAAGAUGACGGAGAUGCUGGAGCUGGCUGAGGCGCAACCACUGGACGAGCCGACGGAGGCGCCUCACAACGGCGUGGAGAUGACCGUGUCCGAGCCGGACGCCGAGACAGAUGGCCAAACGGUGUCCCCAGCGGCGGAGCCGUCCGCCGCCCAGCCCCCCAGAGUGGACGCGCCGCCCGCGGCCAUGGAGGAGCCCGCACAGAACGACCAGUCAGAUGCUCAGCUCUCCUCUCCGGAUGUGCGACGUCUGAAAAAGAUGCGGACGGAUGUACAGAAUGCGGCACUGCAGCCUCACUUCAUCCGCAAGAGGUUCCGUCCCUUUAAGUGCAAACACUGCGACAAGGCCUUCCGUGACAAAGAAAAGCUGGAGCAGCACCUGCGCGUGCACGGCCGCGACACCUUUGUCUUCCCGUGCCACCUGUGCAGCAAAACCUUUGUGACGGACACGGCGCUGGACGACCACCUGCUGGUGCACACCGAGAACCGCUCGUACGCGUGUCUGCUCUGCGCCGAGACCUUUGACAGGCUCGACGCGCUCAGGGACCACAUCGAGAUGCACGCCGUCGACGGCACCUUCACCUGCCCGUCCUGCAAGAAGACCUUUCCCGACUUCAUCCAGGUGAAGAAGCACAUCCGCUGCUUCCAUUCAGAGAAAAUCUUCCAGUGCCCCAACUGUGACAAGGCUUUCUGCCGCCCCGACAAGCUGCGCUUGCACAUGCUACGCCACUCCGAUCGCAGGGACUUCCUGUGCUCCACGUGCGGCAAGCAGUUCAAGAGGAAAGAUAAGCUGCGAGAGCACAUGCAGCGAAUGCACAAUCCUGAACGGGAGGCCAAGAAAGCCGAACGCAUCCAGCGCUCCAAAAGCCACAAAAUGAAGACGCCCACCACCGACUUUGAGAGCUUUAUGUUCAAAUGCAGACUGUGCAUGAUGGGAUUCCGACGCAGAGGAAUGCUGGUCAAUCAUUUGUCCAAGCGGCACCCUGAGAUGCGCGUGAACGACGUCCCCGAGUUGACGCUGCCCAUCAUCAAGCCCAACAGGGACUACUUCUGCCAAUAUUGUGACAAGGUAUACAAGAGCGCCAGCAAGAGGAAGUCGCAUAUCCUGAAGAACCACCCGGGGGCGGAGCUGCCGCCCAGCAUCCGCAAGCUGCGCCCGGCCGCUCCCGGCGAGCCCGACCCCAUGCUGACCACGCACACACAGCUGGCCGGCACCAUCGCCUUUGCGCCCGUCUGCUGCCCGCACUGUGCCAAGCAGUACAGCAGCAAGACUAAGAUGGUGCAGCACAUCCGGAAGAAGCAUCCCGAGUUUGCUCAGCUCGUCAACACCAUUCAAGCUCCCCUGGCGACUGCCGUCAUUAGCAGCACGCCGGCCAUCAUCAGCACCGACGGCGCCACCGCCGAGGCUGUUGUGACCACUGACCUGUUAACACAGGCCAUGACGGAGCUCUCCCAGACGCUGACUACCGACUACAGAACACCACAGGGAGACUACCAGAGGAUCCAGUACAUCCCCGUCUCCCAGGCUGGAAGCACCCUGUCCCAGCCGCAGCACAUUCAGCUGCCGGUGGGCCAGGUGGGGGUCCAGGUUGCGCCGGCUUCUUCCGCGCACUCGCAGCAGCAGACAGUGGACGUGGGCCAACUGCACGACCCGCACGGCUACAGCCAGCACUCCAUCCAGGUGCAGCACAUCCAGGUCACCGAGCCCUCGGCCUCCGGGCAAGUUGUCACUCAGGUGACGACGGGUCAGCCGCUGAGCCCCAACUCCCAACAGACCAAUCAGGAGCCAAGUCCUCCCCAGCUGACCCCUGUGACGCUGGCUCAGAACCAAGGUCUUCAGGACAGUGGUACUCCUCAGCAACAGCAACAACAACAACAACAGCAGGAGCAGCAACAGCAGCAGCAGGGAGCGGUGCAGCAUGCCUACAUACCUGGAAACUGGAACUACAGAGGCUACCCAGCCUCCGAGAUCCAAAUGAUGACACUGCCCCAUGCUCAGUACGUCAUCGCCGAGGCCACCACGCCGGUGACUGGAGCCAACAGCAACCAGGUGAAAACGACGCACUACGUCAUCUCUGAAGGUCAGACGGAGCUGGACGCCAAACCUUCGGGUCCCGUCAGCUCGGGUCCAAACCCUGGCGAACACUUGGAGCAAGCCACCACACAGUACAUCAUCACCACCACCACCAAUGGGAGCGGCGCCAGCGAGGUCCACAUCACCAAACCCUAAAUCCUCCUGAACUUUGAAACCCCUCGUUUCUAGUCCCCUCCCACUCCCAAUCCUGCCCAAUGGCAGGUUCUAAGCACGCGGGCUAAUUACAGAUGAAGACUCGCUGAAUUUACAGAAGACAAAAUAAUGAAGACCAGCACAGUUUUAUGUGUUUGUCAAGUGUUAUCUUCUUGUUCAUGUGCCACAUGCUGCUAGAUGUCAACAAAUGACGAAGUCUCAAAAUGAUUUGCAGCUUUUCGAACAUCAUGCCCUGCUUAAGUGCAAAGAAAAGCUUUUUAUGCGUUUGAAGUAACCAGAAAAGUCAUUUAUUUGUGAAUGAAAAUUGUGACAGAAAAUGAAAAUCUUCCAAUAUAAUGGCGCAGUUGUCAUGGUUUUGUUCCAAAAUGUUAGAUUAACAGUAUUCCCAAGCCAUAGCGCGGAAAUCUGGGCUUUAUAGCAAUUGUUUUCACAGUGUACAGGAAAAAAAA
Messenger RNA from Hippocampus comes (tiger tail seahorse), 6338 nucleotides. It is a transcript of the gene prdm10, whose product is annotated as PR domain containing 10. Bases 2317 to 5871 code for a protein of 1184 amino acids. The transcript has 25 exons. Gene Ontology annotation, molecular function: protein binding. The record is from RefSeq and is a predicted model, not a curated record. Gene Ontology annotation, biological process: regulation of gene expression. Lineage: Eukaryota; Metazoa; Chordata; Actinopteri; Syngnathiformes; Syngnathidae. Gene Ontology annotation, cellular component: nucleus.